AUGUUGGAUAACCUCCCAGCGGAAAUCCUCGAAAUGAUUCUUAAUCAAGAUUGUUUGGAUUUUCCUGAUUUAAUCAACAUUUCUUCGACUUGCUCAUUGUUGCAAGGCUUUGUACUCAACAACAAUAAUCUUUGGAGGAGUUAUUAUCGCAAGAGGUGGUUUGAAAUAGCAGAAAGAUCCCCAAAAAUUGAUAAUUACUUUGCCGAAGUUUCCUAUAUUUACAAAAUACAUCACGAGAUUGAUGGGAUUUUAACCAGAUUAACCUCACUUUGCAUGCAUAAAGAGUUACUACUCCCAGCUGAUUUCGCACCAUUUAUCCACAUGAUCAAAUCGAGGUGUUUAAACGCAGAGUAUUUGGUGCAUUAUUUAAGAGAGAUCUUAAAAGACCCAUCACAAAUUAAAACGUACGACGUGGUUCCGUUAAAUACUCCAGGGAAUUUAACGAUUAAGUAUUAUAGUUUGGAAACGUUGUAUUAUUUGGGACUCGAGAAUUUUAAAGUGCUUUGGGAGAAAUUUAUCUCGUUAGAUGAAGAUGAUCGCAUUUUGGAAAUUGGUGCUGCACUUUUAAUGAAAUGGUCUAAACCACAAUUUAAUAUUAAAGUGGGAAAAGUUCACAAAGAAUUUGAUGGAAUAGCAGAGAAAGUUAAAAAUUGUUUGAGAAUUAAUCACCCAAGACAUCCUUUACUGAAAACGAACCAAGAUGAUUCAAAAUUGUGGCGAAACAAGAUCAUUAAAGAGAAUAAAUUUUCUUUGAUAAAUUCCCAACAAAUUUUGUCCACAAUUACCCAAGUUAUGUCCCAAAACGCUCUUGACAAAGACAAUGAUCCAAAUUCAUUUACUUUGGAAAUGUUUGAAUUAAAACCUGGAUUCAAAAUUACUCGCUUGGUCAUUUUCGAGGGGGUUGCGCGACGAUUGGGGGUCAAAUUGGAUUGGGUGAAUGCCCCAGGUGGUUUUUUGUUGCGAUUUAUCCAACUUGAUAACUCAGAAAGGAAAAUUUAUUACGUUGACGUUUCAAAUGGGGGUAAACUCAUUUUAGCAACUCACGGAUCAAUUACAAAUCCAAAUUCAAUUCUUGAUAGCGAAUCAGUUCUCAAACGAAUCAUAAAUGAUUUAGCACAAUCACCGCAUCAAGACGAAUCCUUAACACCUUCAAUUUUAGAAUUAAAUCUUAGAACUCAUCCAACCAAUUUACAAGCAAUGUUUGCGUUUAGUGCUUUUUACAGGAGAUAUAACAUCGAAAUACUCCCAGCAACAAAUUUACGAUAUCUUCACAGAAAUCCAUUUACAAGUACCGGAAGUCAUGUUUUCACCUAUUUUCGUCACGAUGGCUUUCCUCCUCAUGGAAUGUAUCCAAUAAAUCCUCCUAAAUCGCCCUCCACAAGGAAUGGUAACGUUAAAUUCGCUGUUGGAAUGGUGAUGAAGCACAAAUUAUACAACUACGCAUGCGUGAUUUAUGGCUGGGAUAAUACUUGUGAUAGAAAAGCUCCUUGGCAGCAAGAAAUAACUUACGAACAGUUUAAAUUGGGCCAACCCCAACCGUUUUAUAAAGUUUUAUUGGAAGAUGGUAGCAAGAAAUAUGUGGCUCAAGGAAAUUUGUUGCAGUGUGGGUUAAAGUGUGGGUUCGAUAAGACUUUGAAACUUGGAAAGUAUUUUACGCACUUUUUUAAGAACCAAUUUGUGCCGAAUUACUUUUUAAAUGAGAAGUAUCCGUAUGAUGUUGAAGUUAGGAAGCAAUUUCAACUUUUGGGUUAG
Molecule: messenger RNA, 1752 nt
Organism: Onthophagus taurus
Lineage: Eukaryota; Metazoa; Arthropoda; Insecta; Coleoptera; Scarabaeidae
Product: F-box only protein 21-like
Molecular function (GO): protein binding; DNA binding
Source: RefSeq, a predicted model, not a curated record